Messenger RNA from Thecamonas trahens ATCC 50062, 3584 nucleotides. RefSeq lists its product as uncharacterized. Gene Ontology annotation, molecular function: 3',5'-cyclic-nucleotide phosphodiesterase activity. Lineage: Eukaryota; Apusomonadida; Apusomonadidae. The record is from RefSeq and is a predicted model, not a curated record. The transcript has 2 exons. Bases 1 to 3351 code for a protein of 1116 amino acids. Gene Ontology annotation, biological process: phosphorelay signal transduction system.
AUGUCGUCGGGUAACUCUGGUGAUGGUCGCUCUCUGGCUGGUCUCCCGCCACAUGCCAUAACUCGCUCGCUCUCGGAUACAAACAUCGAGGACAUGCCCGGGCGGACAGAGGUCAUCUCUGCCCCGCUGCAUGCAGCCACUCGGGACAUGGCGAGUCUGGCCCGUGUAGGCAACCGCGUCGACUCACCAGGCAACAGGCUAAUGGCUAAGUGGCGGAAGGCUGCCAGCGGUGCGACCGAUGACUCGGCUGCGGGCGAUGCCACUGGCACCGAUCGCGUCCCAGAUCUCCCCGCCACAAAGAGUAUGGUUGCACCCGAGCGGUCGGCUUUUGUCAAGGACAUUCUCAUAGUUGCCUUUGCUGCAGACACGCUCGGCAAGCUCGCCGAGUCGAUGAACAUGGACCUGACGCCGCGCUCGCGAUCCAAGGCAACUGCCAAGGCAACAACUAAGGCUAGCUCACCUCUUCUCCGCUCCGGCCGGCGCAAGCACCGUGUCCGCGGCAAGCGUGCAAAGUCGGCCAAGGGCGCGCCCGAGCCGGCGCCAAACCCGUCACGCUCCGUCUCGCCAGUUCUUCGCCCCAUGCGUCGCUCCGCCACCGAGAUCGCCAACCCAAGCGGCCUCGGAGAGAUGGACCACCACAAUCUUGACAUUCCCUCGUUCACCUCGUCUGGCGAGAGCUCGCCGCGGAGCCCCACGUCGCCGCGGACCUCGCUCGAACUCUCGGCCACCGGCUCGGUCGAGUCUGGCCCUAGCGCCGCCCCAGCCCCGCACGCCAUCGCCGCCGCCUCGUCGGCCGCUCACCUUGCUCCGCCGGUCCAGCACGGCGCGCCAGCAUCGACGCUCUCGUCGCUCUCGUCUAUUUCGGACGACACCAAUGCCACCGCGUCGGCUGCCCACUCUCCCUCGUCCUCGUCCGACUCGUCCUCGUCCGACUCGUCUGACUCAACUGCCUCCUCCGACCUGGCCCCGUCAGCCUCGGAUGAGUGGGGCACCGUCCAGUGCCACAUCGACGGCGGGACCGACAUUGCGCUGCACAACGGCAUUCCUGUUGCGCCGCCCACCUCGUCGGCCAUCUCAGCCGCCGACAUCUUGCGUCACUUUAACUUUUCCGACGUGUACGAGGCGCCCGACCCCGAGGACGCGCUCAUUGUCCUCGACUCGGCGCACGUCGACCUCAUUGUCCUUGACAUUGAGGUUGGUGGCGUCCAAGUUGCUCACUCUUGGCUCCGCACCCUUGUCAAGCAGAAGAUGGGCCACAUUCCGCGUGUCUUUGCCAUCUUUCCGCGUAACUCUGUCGAGAUUAUCGCGGCGUUUAUGGCCGAUGGCGUUGUCGACUACCUCGUCAAACCGUUUGUGCCCGCCGCGCUUGCCCACCGCGUCCGCGGCCUCGCCCCGCCCACCAUGCUUCAGCCCAGCCGGAAGAGCUCGCUCCCGGCCCAUCUCCACCGCAUGGGCCUCGCCCGCGGCCGUGCCGGUCACCAGCACUCGGCCAUCGAUGCCAUGCGCAAGGUCACUCUCCGCUGGAAGCUCUCGCUCAUCGAGGCCGAGCGGAAGAAGCACACCCACCUCGAGUCGCACAUGGACGACAUGCGGACAAAGCUCGCCCUCGUUGAGACGCCGCUCCUCUCGCUCGUCUCGCGCCUUCAGGAGCUCACCAGGCUUGACCUCGGCAACCCCCACAAGGCCGACUUUGUCCGCUACGAGCUGCAGAGUGUCAUCUCGCAACUUGCUUCGGGCGACCUCUUUCAGCCGCGGAUCACCACCUCGCCCACUCCGGGCGGCGGCGCCCGCGGCUCGUCCGGGGAGGAGUUUGCCUCGUCCUCGCCGCCAACCUCGCACCAGUCCAUCUCGGUCUCGCGCUCGCCGCCACCGCCGCUCCCGCUUGUCUCCUCCGACGACACCAUGACCAUCCACCGCGCCGCCGCCAUGGCCCGCGGCCAGAAGCGCCGCGCCUCGCUCGCCGCCCCUCUUCCGCGCUACGGCCGCAACAUGUCACCGACCUCACCGUCGACCGGUCCGUCGCAGGUCCCGCCGGCCCCGCCCGGGCGCCUUCGUCGCAUGUCUUCCCACUCGGAGUGGAUCCUCGACACCUUCACCCGCCGCCCGCGCGGCAAGUCGCACGCCCUCCGCCGCUCCAUCUCCUCGGUCGCCUCGCUCGACAACUCGUCCGACCGCGACCGCUCCAAGUCGCCGUGCUCGCAGGCCGCCGGUCUCGUCGGCCAUCUUGAGGACUCGCCGCUCCGUGACGCUGGAGGCUCGACGUCCUCGAUCCCGCCCGACGCCCCGCCUGUCGCCGGUACUCUCGCCUACGAGCCGUCAUCGGGUGUUGAGGCCACCGCGUGGGGCGCCUUUGUCUGGGUCGACGCCAUCACCUCGUGCGUCGCCGCCCUCGUCGCCGACGCUACCAAGCACGCUUCGCUCACCCUCUCCCAAGCCCGCCACCACAUCGACACGCUCUCGUUUGCCGCCACCUCGCUCUCCAAGCCCGACCUCAUCGUCUGUCUCGUCGCGAUGUUUGAUGCCGCUGGCGUCAUGGCCGCAUUUGGCCUCUCCGAAGAGCUCGUCUACAACUUUGUCGUCGCUGUCUCGCACCUCUACAAGUCGCCGAACCCGUAUCAUAACUUUGUCCACGCCGCCGACGUCACCCAGUCCGUCUACUACUACAUCACCCACUCGGGCGCGGCGGACCUCCUCACCCCGCUCGACUCGCUCGCCCUCCUCUGCGCCGCUGUGGCGCACGAUGUCAACCACCCCGGCCUCAACAACGACUUUCUGGUCGCCGUCCAGGCCCCGCUCGCUCGCCUCUACAACGACAACUCGGUCCUUGAGAACCAUCACGCAGCGCUCCUCUUCCGCGUCCUCUCCUCGCCGGCCUGCGACAUCACCUCGGUCCUCUCGGCAGAUCAGACUGCGUCCUUCCGCGCCAUCGCUGUUCACGCCAUCCUCGUCACAGACAUGGCCUCGCACUUUGAAAUUAUGGGCCAGUUCCAGGUCGUCGUCCAGACCCGCGAGCUCGACCCCACCUCCGAGUCGGACCGCAAGCUCCUCGCCGGCGUCAUCCUCCACGCCGCAGACAUCUCAAACCCCACGCGCCCGCUCGCCAUCUUCAAGGACUGGGCAGAUAUGGUCUUUGCAGAGUUCCUCGCCCAAGGCGACCGCGAGCGCGACAUCGGCCUGCCCGUCACCCCUAUCUUUGACCGCGAGACCUCAAUGCUUGCGCCGCUCGAGGUCAACUUUAUCAAGUUUGUCGUCCAGCCCUUCUUCUCCGUAUUUGUCACCCUCUUCCCGGAGCUCUCUUCGCUGCUCGAGAACAUGCUGGAGAACUUUGCCUACUUUGAGGCGCUCUCCUGAAAUGCUCCGCUGUAAUCCGAGGCUCUAUGUUGCCAGCUCGUCGGUCACUUCGCAGGGCAUCGUUGCCAGCUCGCACGCAAGCUCGCCUGCCGUCCGCCCGGCCCCGUCUCUCGUCGCCACCAGCCGCGCGCGGACCUUGCGCGCCUCUGCAACUGCCAGUACCGCAGUAGCCCCGCCCACCGCGCCCAUCUCCACCGCCAUGUGCAGCGCCGUAAAGCCCGAGUCGCCAGCCG